AUGUCGUCUGUACCUCGAACAACCGCCGCAAAUUUAAAUGUGGGUUGGGAUCCAACUCCUCUUUCUACCCCUAUUAGUGGCGACUUGGACUCAAACUCGCUCAUCGAGCGUACUAAAGAGGUCAAGGUUGAUGUAAAUGAUUACUCUCGAUUUAAAGACAUUGGGAAGGACUUGGAAGAUGAAGACAUGGAGAAACCUGAGACAGUGUCCUCUGAAAAUACAUCCGAGUCCAAAUGCCGCAAUUGUAAUAAAGUUGGUAGUAAGCUCAAGUGUAGUAUUUGCAAAAAGGCCGUUUAUUGUGAACGCAAGUGUCAAGCGAGCGAUUGGCAGUUUCACAAGCGCAUCUGCAAGAAGCCUGAACCUCCUAAGAAGCCUGAUCCACCCCGAAAGUCACGUACUACGAGUCCAACAAAGUCUCCACCAUCAAAAUCGUCGAGCUCAUCGUUAAGUAGCGGACAGUCUACGACGUCCAGUGGGUCAUCUAUCGUGGUGACGGAUGAGCCAGAUCUGCCCGAAAAAAUUCGUGGCUACAAGAAUGGUUUGCCUUACUUCCAUCGUGAAUUAUCUAAAGAGGAAAAGACUCUUAUCGGAGACAUUGCACCGCAGAAAAUUGAAACUAAUCCUGCAGAGGCGAAACCUGUGCAACAUGAUGGCUCAGCUUGGAAUAAAGCUGGCACAUUUGAAGAGCGUGUCGUAACUAAGUGGGCCAAGGACAAGUGGAAAGAAAUUUUAACUGGGGCAACUUACGCCGAGAGCAACCUGAAGGCAACUUUGAAAGCACCGGACAACAUUUCGGGAGACGCUAGCAUUUGUGUUGUGCGAGGAAAAAAGCGUUACCUGUUUGACUUUAGCUUUAAACUUUCCUUUGAAAUUGCCAUAAGCAGUGGUACCACUUGUGAAGGCAUAUACGACAUGAAAGAUAUUUCGAAUGACGAAGACUACGAGAUCUCGUGCAAAUUAACCAAGAAUCCUAAAAGCAUUAGCGAGCAAAAUGCCGUUCGAGCUUUCAUUGCGAGUAACAAUAAUGGGUUGCAGAAAGAAGUUGUGCGACUCAUUCACGUAUUCGCUACUGAAUUCCAGCAACUUUAG
Molecule: messenger RNA, 1089 nt
Organism: Plasmopara halstedii
Lineage: Eukaryota; Oomycota; Peronosporomycetes; Peronosporales; Peronosporaceae
Product: hsp90-like protein
Exons: 3
Coding region: 1-1089 (362 amino acids)
Biological process (GO): positive regulation of ATP-dependent activity; protein folding
Cellular component (GO): cytosol
Molecular function (GO): ATPase activator activity; protein-folding chaperone binding
Source: RefSeq, a predicted model, not a curated record